UGAUAAAGGGACAAUAGGUAAGUCAAUCAAUCUAAUUAAUGUUCGAUAAAGAUAUUAAAAUCAUUAAUAAUGUGACGCAUAAGUAGACUGUCUUCAGUCUGUCGCACCUGUCCCGAUAAUCAGGACUGCAGUUCGCGCUACGAUGUUUUAGUGUUUUGAAAGAUCCACGCUCCACAUAUACGAUAUUUUAUAAUGACGGCAAAAGUAAUUGUGUUAGGCUUAUUCUUUUGUGCUUUCAGUAUACAUAAUGCAUUCGCACAGGACGUAGUCGAUAUACAUUUGGAUAAUCUCCUAUCGAUGCAGCAAGGAUUGGGUUUGCCACAUUCGCUGCAGGUGGCUACAGGGCACGACGCACUGAUGAAACUUCGCAGAGAAAUGCCUAAUCCAUACACUUGUACGAUCACUACACCUAUGGGAGUGACUUUCGAUAUUCAGUCUCCACCGGACAACAGGUUUGAGAGCUGGAGUGAUAACUGCGGUGUUCGAGUACGAAACGUCACGUUGAGCGAUGAAGGUCGCUGGAGGCUCACCGCCACCGCCGGGGAAGAUUCCAUUUCGGGGUGGAUCGAGUUAUACGUCGAAGAUGACAAGACAUCCUACACUGCGCCAACCAUUUCGCUGCAGGAUGGUCAAACCCACGCCAACGUUGAGCUCACCACGCUCGACAACUUGUACUGUACGGUGGCUCAGCCGGCCUCCGAGAGUUCGCUGGUACCUGGCCAUUGUGCAGUGACGUUAGACCGCAUUACUCGCGCUGUAAAAGGCAACUGGGAUGUUUUACUGGCUCUUCCAGGGAAGAUUAACGAGUUGCAUGUGCAAAGACAGAUCUCUGUUGAAGCGGAGCGACUAGAUGUCGGCUUCAUUCACGACUCGAAUGCUAACAAGAUCCAUUUGUACUGUAACAUCCUGGUCACCGAGAAAAACAUUACCUUCUGUCGCUUCCAAAGAACUAAUGCUGCAUCUGGCUACAACAUUAUGGACGGGCUGAGUGAUGGCGUACAUAGUUAUUACGGGGAAGGGUUCGAUCAACGCCACUGCGGUAUGACCAUUGAAGAACCGACAGCUCAAGACUUCAGCACAUGGCGCUGCACUGUGGGCGUACAGGCGUGGGUAGGUGCCUUAAUCGAGCAACAGACCCCUCUGCAGGCUCUCAUCAGUGUCUCGUCCAAUAAUAGAAUGUCACGUUCUCUCGAAGAGACAGAGAUACAGACAGUGUUCACACAAGUGGACAGAGAGUUCACUGUGAUGUGCCGCGCGGAUCGCUCGCUGAGGUACUGCUGGUUUCAGCAUCCUAACGGCACGCAGUACACGCCGCUGCCACUUGCAGAUGAAAACCAACAGUUUUGGUACUCCGGCGAGGACUUUCAAGCGGGUGACUGCGGCAUAACAUUUUCCCACGCCACAGAAGGAGACGCCGGCCUCUGGAUGUGCCAUAUGGGGCCCAGCGACCAAGUAGGCGUGGAAGUCACCGACCGACUCAACGUGAGGGUCACGGGGCCCCUGGCGGCCAACUAUCAGGAGAUAGAGACCGUAGUAGGGGAGACAGCCACUGUAUAUUGCCGUACGUCGAACGGCGUCCGACCGCUCGAGUAUUGCCGGUUCAUGACGCCCAGUUUUGUUGGGCUCAGCGUGGAUGAAACAGUUACGGAAGAGAAUGCGAUACUAAACCGCUUCUACUUCACUCCUGGCCGCAUGCUGAACUAUGGGGACUGCUCACUGACCAUCAGCUCUGUUAGGGCCGAGGACAUAGGAGUUUGGACGUGCGCUGCUGUGGUCAACGGGGACACCGAAGAAGCGAGGGACACAGUCACUCUGUAUGUUAGCGCAGGUUCAGCGCACAACGCUCGGACCCUCUCUCAAGCCGGCAUAGCAGGCAUGGUGAUAGGUCUGGCAGCUGUACUCGCCGCAUUAGCGGGGGUCGUAUGGUAUAAACGGCACUCCUUGUUCACCUCCAUGAGGUCCAACAGAUCCACGGACCCGACAGUCGCGUUCAGUCGACGUCAUUUGUCAACCAGUAGCUGCAGCGGGUCUUCAAACAGCAGUGUGUUGGAAGACUUAGAACUGCCUACAAUAACAACCUCGCAAAGAACAUCGUGAAUGUGCUUACAUAUCUGGAUAUAUUUCUUGAUUUAGGGUUGAUUGCAAAACAAAUUACGUAGUUACCUGUAAUUAACAUAAUAGCAGUUGAGUUAAUAAUUUGACAACAAGUAACAUUUGUCUGUCGCUAUGUAUGUGUGUAUAUGUAUGCUAGGUAUCGCUGGAGCGACAUGGUGGAGGCGGAUCUGCGCGAGCUUCGAGUCGACAGUUGGCGAGAGGUCGCACAGGACCGAGAAAAGUGGCGCUGUCUUGUGUCGGAGGCCAAGUCUCAUUUUGGGUCGCUGAGUCAACGGAGUAAGUAAGUAAGUAAGUAUGUACUUACUUGUAUGAAGUCUUUCAUUCAAAAAAUAUUCAUACCGGAUACAAAGUUCCAACCCCUUUUUAAACUUUAGAAAAUGCUAAAAUGACUUUUCUUGUAUUAUUAUAAAAACAUUUUUACGAAGUUUUAAGUUCCAAGCGUAAAUUAAAACUUGUACAACAUACACACUUUUAUCCCCUUUUUAACCCUCUUAGGGGUUGAAGUUUUCAAAUUUCUCGUAAAAACUAUUUUUAUGUGAUUGAAUGUGCAAAGAAACUUCUAGCUUUAGUCGUUUUGGCUAUGUGUUAAUAUGUCAGUCAGUCACGAUAUAUUUCGUUCAUUUCAAUUCGUGUUCCUUUAUCUUCCCUCGGUUUUUCAUUUCAAUCUAUGCCUUCUUUGGAUUCCUUGCAAGCUCCAGAAAGUAAAAGUAGAAUAUAGCCUUUCAUUGAACAAUGCAUACAAUAUGUAUCAUACAAUAUGCAUACAAUAUGUAUGUAUUGUACACACUCACAAUAUCAAAAUUAACAGGCCGCGUAGCCAGCGUGCACAUCGUUAACGCUCUUUAGCGUACCGUAGUCACCUCUCAUCAUCUAUCACUCUUCGACAUUAGUGCGACAGUAAUAGAGACUACGAUACGCUACGGAGCGUUAACGAUUUGCACGUUGGCUUCGCGGCCAGCACAACUUUAAAAAAACUUUUCAUAAAAAACGCUGAGUCCGCAUGAAACGAGAUAAUGAGAGAAUACAUAGAUAUACGCUAUAUAUUUUUAUGCAUGUAAGUAAAGUACCUUAAAUUGAAACUGCUUAAUUGUCUUAUCACAAUGGAAUCAAUUAACUUAACACCAAUCAGUUCCUUAACUACGUAAUUUUUUUUGCACUAUAAUUAUUUUUACAGUACAUAUGGUGCUACUUUAUAGCACUAGUGCGAAAAUUAGAAUAUUACGUUACUGUGUCGAACAUUUAAAGGGCCAUAUGUACUGUAAAACGUUGUACGAUACAUGUGCAAAUAGGCAAUUCGCAACUCGUGUCGGUUUAAAAUUAUUAUUUUUCGCACUUGUAUCGUAAUGUACUAUAAUAUGAUAAAAUUAUUAUUAUAAUAUUGCAAAGUA
Messenger RNA from Cydia pomonella (codling moth), 3503 nucleotides. RefSeq lists its product as uncharacterized. The coding region runs from base 193 to 2097 and encodes 634 amino acids. Lineage: Eukaryota; Metazoa; Arthropoda; Insecta; Lepidoptera; Tortricidae. The transcript has 10 exons. The record is from RefSeq and is a predicted model, not a curated record.